AUGGACGAAGACUUAAGCGAUUUAAAAUUCGAUAUCCCAAUCGACACUGCAUCAACUUCGACUAAUUCAUCAACAACUAACAAGAAAAGCAAGCAAUAACCUCCCAAACCAAAAGAUCAAUUCUAAAAUGCUCAGUAUUAGUUAGGUGCUACUAAUGACCCAGUAAAUAGCACCAAUUAAUCUAAAGAUGAGGAGUCUGGGACAAUGAAACUAAUUCCAAGUUUCCUAACAAACGCAAGCAAUCCAGGAAUCUGUAUGCUUACUCUAUUAUUUAAGAGCGGAGCCAUAGGUUCUUACCUUCUAUUAAACCUAUUCAUUUCCAAUUUGAUUAUGGUCUAUAUCAUAGUCAUUGUUCUAUCAGCAUUCGAUUUUUAUGUAGUUAAGAACAUAACAGGAAGAAUUCUAGUUGGACUGAGAUGGCAAUAAUACAUAGAUGAAAACGGCAGAGAAUAGUGGAAUUUCUAAUCAUUUGAUGAGCCUGCCAAACUAGACAAUAUUAAUAAGAGAGUAUUUUGGAUUAGUACAUAUGUGGCACCUGUAGUCUGGGCUCUUCUAUUCGUAUGGUCACUUUUAUCUUUCAGCCCAACUAACGCAUCAAUAUGCAUCUUCAGUUAUAUUAUGACUUUCACUAAUCUAAUGGCCUAUAUCAAGUGCGAGAAGAAUUACAAGCAAAAGAUGAGUAGCUUCAUAUUCGAUCAAGCCAAGAGUAGAUUAUCUUUUGGACAAUUAGCUAAGUUUGGAUAGUUCGCAUCCAAAUUCACUGGGAAAUGA
This is a messenger RNA of Stylonychia lemnae, 771 nucleotides long. The record is from the annotation of a GenBank genome assembly. Lineage: Eukaryota; Ciliophora; Spirotrichea; Sporadotrichida; Oxytrichidae.